AUGUGCAACGCAUUAGGUGAAGGCAAGCAGGGACGGAUUAAGAAAUUUGAGCUAGUUAAGGCGACCAUCAAUGACCAUAAUAGUGAUAUAUACAUGUACUCAUUUUUUUCAGCGGAGAUGGCAUGGGCGGUAGCUCUGACUCGCUGGAUGCUGGUUCUGCCCCAGAAGGCAAGAACGGAAGUGUCAAGUGACUAUGCAGGGGGAGCGUUAGCUCGUCUCGUGUCGUCUUGGUGCAAGAGGGAUGUACAAGAUGAAAAACAAACUUCACAAUUUAUAUUAGUUUUGCAGAAUAAGAAAAUGGCAGCCAUGGAAGAACCAAUACUCUCGAGACUAAACCGACUGGAUAAUAUUUUGAAACAAUUGGAAGACAUCAAGAGCCUUGACCAUUCUCCCAAAAGCUCGUGUGCAUCCACUUUCUCAAGUGGAACCCUCACAAGUGACGGCCAAGCAUCGUCAGUUGAUUACUCGCCAAAAAGCUUGGAGAAGCAUUGCCUGCCCAUUAAUGAAGUGAUAUUGGAAGUCAAGCGCAAGGGAACACUCAUCGAAAGACUAGUCCAUGUGGAGGACCGCGUCUUCAAGAUUUGUAUGCAAUUUGAAGAAGAGCUGGAGGCGGAAAAGCACAGAGACGAGACGCCAUCGGCAGAGAAGAAUUCACCUAAGAAGGUCUUGAAGAAGAUGCUGAAAACUUGUGUAGGAGGAGGACAUGGGAAGCAUAAGAUCAAAGAUUGA
This is a messenger RNA of Fraxinus pennsylvanica, 729 nucleotides long. The record is from the annotation of a GenBank genome assembly. NCBI's taxonomy places the organism in Eukaryota, Viridiplantae, Streptophyta, Magnoliopsida, Lamiales, Oleaceae.